UCGAAAGACUCUUACAUGCACGUGUGUGUGUGCGCGUGCGCGUGUGCAGACAGAGGCAGCAGGGACACCUCACUGGCUGAGCUAGUUUAUCGCACAGUGCGGAGGAAUACAGUGAACCGUACAGCGGUGGUUCGGCCCGCCUCCAGCCUGCCCUGCUCCGUAACAGCAACCGUCCAUUUCCUCUCUCCCUGUAGCGCUAGCAGACCAGCGUUUCUAACUCAAACAAGCAUGGCUGACCAACUAACAGAAGAGCAGAUUGCUGAGUUCAAGGAGGCUUUCUCCCUGUUUGAUAAGGAUGGAGAUGGGACCAUCACCACAAAGGAGCUGGGUACAGUCAUGAGGUCACUGGGUCAAAACCCAACUGAGGCUGAACUCCAGGACAUGAUCAAUGAGGUGGACGCAGAUGGCAACGGCACCAUCGACUUCCCUGAGUUCCUGACAAUGAUGGCAAGGAAGAUGAAGGACACUGACAGUGAGGAAGAGAUCAGAGAGGCAUUCAGGGUCUUUGAUAAGGAUGGCAAUGGUUACAUUAGCGCAGCAGAGCUGCGUCAUGUGAUGACUAACCUGGGAGAGAAGCUGACAGACGAGGAAGUAGACGAGAUGAUUAGAGAAGCCGACAUUGACGGAGAUGGACAGGUCAACUACGAAGAAUUCGUUCAGAUGAUGACCGCCAAAUGAACUGGGCUCACAUUAAAGACAAAGAAUCAGUCAAAUGUUUCACUUACCUCUUAUUGCAAAAAUCUACAUUUAUUCAUACUGUUCUGUAUAGACAACUUAAACUGAAUGUUGGAAAACUGAAAAUCUGUCCAUAUAAACAAGCUCAAAAAAGGUAAAAGACAAAAAGAAAAAAACUUAAGUGAAUCUGCAUGUACUGGCUUGUAUUCCCCGCCCCCCCAGCGCUGAGCUGCCCAAUCAGAUCCUCUCUGCAGCUGGCUGGUUUGGCCACUGCUCCUCUGCUUCCUGGUUCCAUCUGCCUGAUGUCAUGACGAUUAUUUGGGCUGGCCAAUCGCCUUUCUUCUAUGACUUCCUGUUUUCUUUUCUGUUCUUCAUGCAUGCAGCUUUAGAUGGGUUACUGUUGUGAGCCCAGUGGCAGAGGGCUGUUGUUGGGCCUCAGGUUGGUCUGCAACCCACAGGGAGGAGGGAGGGGUUAGUUGACGGAUGGAUGGGAGCGAGUGAACCAGCAGAACCUUUGCAGUUUGCUUACCUAAAUGAAGUCAGUGACGACAGAGAUAUUUUUAAGAAAAAUAUUAAAAAGGAAUAAAUAAGAACUCAUUUUAGAUUCUGUGUUUCUGGCAUGUCAGGAUAAUCGCUUUAUCCUUUGUGUGUUUACCUUUUUUUGAGGGUGAAGCCUAGGUGGGGCGUAGAUUUGAGCCCCUCGGGCGGUGGGUGUGUCCUAGACUAUUUGGAGGGGUUGGGUGGGCUUUAAAGGCAAUGAUACACAAGCAAUUUUUGGGGCAAAAUCAAUAUCAUGAGUAUCUGUUUUUACAGGUAUUUUACAGAGAUUUGUCGAUAAGGAAGUUAAUAAGUCAGUAGUGAACUAAAAAGAGUAAAACAUCGUUAUUCCUCACUGAAUCAUGCUCGACGCAGUGUUUUGCCUCAAAUGUUGCAUGUGUAUCAUGAUUCUACGGGGUGUUCAUUUCUGAUUAGUGGGGACGGGGUCGGUGCUUUGCGGCAUUUCUAUCUAGUGUUUGUGUGUGAGUUUGCGCGUGUAAGUGUGUGUGUGUGGGUGCGGCGAGGCCCGGCCCAGUCCAACUGUUCAGUUCAGUUGAUCUGCAUUCCAAGUUGUACAUGCUAGUCUUUACAUUUUGUUUUUCCAAUAAAAUACCAUGAACUAAA
Thunnus maccoyii (southern bluefin tuna) is the source of this 1836-nucleotide messenger RNA. RefSeq names its product calmodulin-1-like. Gene Ontology annotation, molecular function: calcium ion binding; enzyme regulator activity. The record is from RefSeq and is a predicted model, not a curated record. The coding region runs from base 16 to 678 and encodes 220 amino acids. The transcript has 6 exons. NCBI's taxonomy places the organism in Eukaryota, Metazoa, Chordata, Actinopteri, Scombriformes, Scombridae.